This is a messenger RNA of Trichoderma breve, 1701 nucleotides long. RefSeq names its product regulator of G protein signaling domain-containing protein. The transcript has 5 exons. The record is from RefSeq and is a predicted model, not a curated record. NCBI's taxonomy places the organism in Eukaryota, Fungi, Ascomycota, Sordariomycetes, Hypocreales, Hypocreaceae. The coding region runs from base 1 to 1701 and encodes 566 amino acids.
AUGGUAUCUGUUUACACUCUUCCGCCGAGUCCCCCCAACUGGGACAAGGUUGGCGUAUUCUACAUCUCUUGGUGUGCAUCAUGGACAACGUUUCUCAUCACAGGCAUGGUUUUCUGCUGGUAUAACAGGAACCUCCCUGUACUAAAGAUUCGCGGCCUGCUACUGUCUUUCUCCGCUAUUGCAUUUCUGCACAUAUACUGGAUCCUCGCACAAAUCACAUAUCCCAUUGGGGCGACUAUGCCACUAGUCCUCGCAUACGACAUUCAGUAUUUCUUCAUGAGUCUCUGGUUCCCUCUGGGAGUCGCACUCUUCCACGCGUCCAAUCUCCGCUUCCUUCGCGUGGCAAGACUGCAGAAACAGUUUACUCAUCCUUCCCGUCGGGUAGAACCUGGCUGCAAUGGCGCGAGAACUUCGUGGCUUUGCCGCCUAAGAAACAUGGACCAUACAAGGCGAGCCUUGCUUUUUAUUGGCCUCGGAAUGAUUGUCCAGGUCCUCCUCACCGUCGGUAUGUGGGUAGCAUGUCGAAAAUACCAUCCGACAUUUGGCAUUCCUGGUACCGAACUUCGUGGCGCGACGAUCCCCGAGCAGCUGGUGGACUUGGGUCGAGGGUGGGAAUGGUGGCCGUCCGUCUUAUGGCAGGUCAUCUGGACUUGGAUCAUUGCACCUUUUCUGAUCUGGCGGGCAUGGGGAAUCCGCGAUACCAUGGGAUGGCGCACACAAACCAUCGGCUGCUGUAUCUCCAAUCUUCACGCGACACCAAUGUUCCUAAUAUCGUCCUAUGUCCCUGCCUUUGAAAAGGUCAACCGAUAUUUCACGCCAAGCCAAUGGAUUCAUCUAUCCAUCCUUAUGUUUGAAGUAUUCACUGUUUUUGUUCCUGUCUUCCAGGUGUUCAAAUUUUGGCUUCGGCAAAAGAAGGCAGCGCGUUCAAAUGCCAAAUGGGGUUCUUCCUCUGACGAUACGCCGCCCAGCCCAUCUUCCUCAGAAGACUGGAUUUUCUCUUCCAACACCUCAAGCCCAAAGGGGAAAGCUAUUGAAAUGUUUCAGGAAGAUCUAGGCGAUCGUUUUUUAACCAUGAGCGCCCUCGAAAUGAUCCUCAACGAGGAUCCACAUCCUCUGCAAGAAUUCUCUGCACUGAGAGACUUUUCCGGAGAAAACAUCGCCUUCUUAACAAGCGUUGCGAAAUGGAAGUCAUCAUGGAAUGAGAAGUCGGGCAAUGAACAGAAGCGCGAAAUUUAUAAUGGCGCUCUAGAGAUUUACGUCGACUAUAUCAGCCCCAGAGACGCCGAGUUUCCUCUGAAUCUGGCCUCUGGCGAGCUCAAACGCGUCGAGAAGAUUUUCGAAAAAGCCGCUCGUAUCGUCUGUGGAGAGCAAAACAUCAACCCCGCAACUCCUUUCGACGUUGAAGUUGCCCCUUGGCGGUGUGAUACUGAUGGUCCGUUCGAACUAACCAGCAGGACCACUCCCAGGGUGAAAUAUGACGGCGAGAUUCCUGAUGCUUUUGACGUGACGGUGUUUGACAGCAUACAGAGCCAUAUCAAGUAUCUGGUUUUGACGAAUACAUGGCCCAAGUUUGUAGAAGAGAUGCAGGCUAGAAAACGACGAUCGAGCGAAACGGCGCGGACAGUGAGAAGCGAGGGCACGUGGAAGUCUGGGUCAACAAUCACGAAUCGGAUCAAACAUCUGGUCCAUCAAAUAAUUUAG